Medicago truncatula (barrel medic) is the source of this 1357-nucleotide messenger RNA. RefSeq names its product ribosome biogenesis protein NSA2 homolog. NCBI's taxonomy places the organism in Eukaryota, Viridiplantae, Streptophyta, Magnoliopsida, Fabales, Fabaceae. The coding region runs from base 259 to 1041 and encodes 260 amino acids. The transcript is spliced from 10 exons. The record is from RefSeq and is a predicted model, not a curated record.
AAAUAAUGCAAAAAGAAGAAAAAAAAAAUACUAAACCCUAACUCCUAAGCCGCCUCCCAUACUUGAAUCCCCCCAACGAGAGUAGCUUCUCGACAAAACUAGUUGUGACUCCGCCAGACUGCCACCGUUUAACACCAAGUGGUAUUGAAGGUGUGGUGAAGCAAUACAUACUACAAAGCCGAGGCGAAAGAGUCCUGUUAUAAACUGAACUAGUUGUGUUUUUAGUUGUUAGUUGGAGUUGAUUUUCAAGAAACAACAAUGCCUCAAGGAGAUCAUAUAGACCGUCACAUAAAAGAAUAUGGCCGCCCUCUCGAUUACGAAAACCGCAAGCGCAAGAGAGAGGCUCGUGAGGUUCACAACCACUCUAAAAAGGCCCAGAAGACUAUUGGUCAUAAGGGAAAGAGAAAUGCCAAGAAAAAUUAUGCCGAGAAGGCACAGAUGAAAAGGACUUUGGCCAUGCAUGAAGAGUCAACGUCUAGGCGCAAGGCUGAUGAUAAUGUUCAGGAAGGAGCUGUUCCUGCUUAUCUUUUGGAUCGUGAAAACACGACCAGAGCAAAGAUUCUCAGCAACACCAUAAAGCAAAAGAGGAAGGAGAAGGCUGGGAAAUGGGAUGUUCCUCUACCUAAGGUACGUCCGGUGGCUGAAGAUGAAAUGUUCAAAGUGGUCCGCACCGGUAAAAGAAAGACCAAGCAAUGGAAGAGAAUGGUUACAAAAGCUACAUUUGUUGGGCCUGGUUUUACCAGAAAACCUCCAAAGUACGAGCGGUUCAUUCGUCCUACUGGAUUGCGUUUCACUAAAGCUCAUGUCACUCAUCCUGAACUUAAAUGCACAUUCAAUCUUGAAAUUAUUGGAGUGAAGAAAAACCCUAAUGGCCCCAUGUACACUUCUCUUGGUGUCAUUACCAGGGGAUCUAUAAUUGAGGUGAAUGUUAGCGAACUUGGUCUGGUUACACCUGCUGGGAAAGUUGUGUGGGGUAAAUAUGCCCAGGUUACCAACAACCCGGAAAAUGAUGGUUGCAUCAAUGCUGUUUUACUUGUUUAAGGUCAGAUCAAGCAUUGGAGGUCAAAACCUGCUCCCAUGAUUUUUGUAGUCUCGUAGGUAUGAGUGUACCGCCACUGUCAAACAUUCGAUGAAAGACACUGUCCUUGAUACAUAUGAUUUUGUCGGCAAAAAUGGCAAAGAUUUUUUGUUUGGAUCCGGACACUGUCAUGUUGUAGUAUACUAUUGUUCUAUUUAUUUGGAUAAUCAAUGUAAUAGUGAUUAUUUCUUGCACUUGUAGGCAACUAGUGGCCAAUGAAUCUGACAAAUUUAUUAUGAAGUAAUAUUAAAUUGUAUGAGCAAUUUUUUUUUUAUUAAA